Messenger RNA from Fomitopsis serialis, 1594 nucleotides. RefSeq names its product FAD binding domain-containing protein. The record is from RefSeq and is a predicted model, not a curated record. NCBI's taxonomy places the organism in Eukaryota, Fungi, Basidiomycota, Agaricomycetes, Polyporales, Fomitopsidaceae. The transcript has 12 exons. Gene Ontology annotation, molecular function: FAD binding. The coding region runs from base 144 to 1496 and encodes 450 amino acids.
GACAGCGAGGUUCUGGCCUGCAGGUGAGCAAUACGCGCAUGGUACAUGACGCUCGCUUACAGGCGGACGUGCAGCCGCGUACACUGGAACUGUUCCACUUCCUCGGCGUUCUUGACGACGUGCAGGUCAAUGCACUGUCUGUCAUGCCGAGGCGCGAAUACAAACUACCAGGAGGGACAGAGACGCUCAAAGUGGAGACGAUAGCUCCCAUCGAGGAUCCUACCCCCGCAACCCCUUACGUCAAUGCAAGUUUGCUUGGCCAGUACAAUACCGAGGCGAUUCUUCGUGCGCACAUCGAACGCCUUGGGGGCACUGUAGAGUACGGGACCGAGCUGCGUAGCUUUGAGCAGCAUCCAAACCACGUCGAAGCAACGCUUGUCACCAAAAAUGGCGAGAAAGAGAAGACCGAGACACUGACAUCCCACUGGCUGGUAGGCACGGAUGGUGCCCGAGGCAUUGUUCGCAAGCAACUGGGCCUGUCUUUCAUUGGAGAGACUCGUACGGACGGAGCUAUACACUUGCUCGGUCUGGUCGAAGUCCAGGGACUUGACGCAGAUCACUGGCACCAGUGGGCAGAAAUGCUUAAUGGCGGCCUUAUGUUAAUCCCCACAGAGAGGACCGGAUACUUCAGCUUCUUCCUCGGACGGGUGCAAGAUGUGGAAAAGCUGUUGGUGGACAGAGACGCACUUGUCGAGACCUUCCUCAAUCGGGUUGAGCGACAGGACUUGGUGUUCGGCAAAUUCGAGGCGGUCUCGCCAUACAGACCGAACAUUCGCAUGGUGGACAAGUUCGGCGAAGGCCGCGUCUUCGUCGCCGGAGAUGCGGCACAUGUUCACAGCCCAGCUGGUGGCCAGGGCUUGAACUCCAGUGUCCAAGAUGCGUUCAACCUCGCAUGGAAACUCACGCUCGUCGAGCAGGGCCUCGCCUCUCCCUCCCUGCUGGCCACCUACACCGAGGAGCGCCUUCCCGUCAUCGCUGCAAUGCUGCAGAAGAGUACGAAACUCUUCGAGGCCUUGCAGAAAGGUGACACAGAGCGCGCCUGGAAGCGUGGCGGCGACCUCAGGAUGCUGGGCGUGAACUACCGCUGGAGCUCCAUCGUCGUGGACGAGCGCACGCCCAAGGCGCAGUCGCCCGAGAGCGUCAAUCCCUAUGGCUCGGGCACCGACGGUGAUCUCAGAGCGGGCGACCAGGCCGACGAUCCGACGUCGCUCUUCAGCGUGUUCCGCCCUUCCCACCAUACAGCGCUUCUGUUCAAUAUACCUGCCGAGGAGAUGGAGCAAGUACUCAGAGUGGCGCAAAAGUAUCCGUCUGGCUCUGUCAAGACGGUGUCGAUUUACCCUCAGGGCACGUCGAACCCCACCGACAGGGACGGCCAUGCGUACGCAGGAUACCAAGUGUCCCCGGAGAAGCCGACGAUCGUGAUCGUGCGUCCGGAUGGGGUGGUCGGAGGGAUUUAUUUCAGAGGUGUCUUCGACGCCACGGGCGAUGCGCUCUAAGUAGUUCGCUCGGACAGAUAUUCACUGUCUAGACCAUGUGUACCAUUAGUAAGCAUAUCAUUAUACAUCCCAACUCCAUACUUCCAAGUCCAUAUGCA